Beta vulgaris subsp. vulgaris (sugar beet) is the source of this 1342-nucleotide messenger RNA. Its product is annotated as eukaryotic translation initiation factor 2 subunit beta. The record is from RefSeq and is a predicted model, not a curated record. Gene Ontology annotation, cellular component: eukaryotic translation initiation factor 2 complex. NCBI's taxonomy places the organism in Eukaryota, Viridiplantae, Streptophyta, Magnoliopsida, Caryophyllales, Amaranthaceae. Gene Ontology annotation, biological process: formation of cytoplasmic translation initiation complex; translational initiation; formation of translation preinitiation complex. Gene Ontology annotation, molecular function: translation initiation factor activity; mRNA binding; translation initiation factor binding.
AAAUUUCUUCGUCCAUUCGAGUUUCGACUACAGCUAUUCUUUAUGAGCUAGACAUUUACUUAUUAUAGUUCAGCCAUUGCUGAAGGAACUCGCAGCAGCCAGCAAGCAAUCAGCAAUGGCGGAUAUACCUCAAAUUGCGCCUUUUGACCCAACAAAAAAGAAGAAGAAGAAGAAGAAGAAGAAGAAGCAGGUUGUCAUUCAGCAUCUCGUGGAUGAUUCUCCGCAUAGUUCAGCAGGGAGAGAAGAUAUGUUACCAUUGAUUGAAGGGGGAGGAAACGUCUUGCUUGGCUUGACAAACAAGAAAAAAUCAGUAGAAAGUAGUACAUCUAUUGAGUACAAUACCGAUGCUGCAGGAGAUAUGCAUGAUAGCAGUGAAGAGGAAGAGGACGAAGAUCGUGUUCAACAGUCUAGGUAUCCAUGGGGUGGAAGUGAACGUUACGAGUAUAAAGAGUUGCUGCAGAGAGUGCUUAGUUUUAUGCAUGAAUAUAAUCCUCAACUUGCUGAAGAUAAGCGAAGAUCAGUUUUGAGGCCACCACUAGUUCUCCCAGAAGGCACUAUGAAGACAGUCUUUGUUAAUUUCACGGAUCUUUGUAUAAUUAUGCAUAGACAGCCAGAGCAAGUGAUGAGCUUCAUGCUAACCAAACUGGGCACUAGUGGAUCAUUGGAUGAAGAGAAUAGAUUGGUUAUUAGAGGAAGGUUUUCUCCCCAAAGUAUAGAAGUUUUAUUGCAGAUAUAUAUCAGUGAGUACAUCAAAUUAUUUAUAAAUGAUUGUGAGCAAUGAACAUAUAUUGGCUUUACAUGUCUGUUUUUCUUUGCUGUAGUCUAUGGAUGCAUUGUUGAUGCAGUCUUGCUUUGUUUACAGAUGAAUAUGUCCUUUGUAAUAUAUGUCGAAGUCCAGACACAAUUCUUUCAAAACAAAACCACAAUUUUCUUCUCCAGUGUGAACUGGUAACGAUUAUUCUGUCACUAACACGCAGGCCCGUCCUGAGCCAGGGCAAGAGGGGCGGCCGCCCUGGGCCCGGGGAUGACAGGUCAUUCAUUACUGAUUUCCAGCCACUAACACUUGAAAAAUUAAUCUCAUGAAAUUAAACAAGAACAAGUGAACACAAAUAUGCGCAUCUACAAAAUGUAACAUAAAUUUUCUUAUCAUUUACUUGCAUGAAACAAAGAUGAGAUAAGAAGUUAAACCAGAAACUCGAGUCAUAAGUUUAUAACAUGUAAAUUAUCACUAAAAACAUGAGAUAGCAUGUAUGAGAAAGAAAAAAUAAGUUGAAUUCAUGAAACAAAUAGCAUAAAACCAAUCGCAUGAAUAAUCACAUGAAGUAGAUCUCAAAAAUCGCAA